This is a messenger RNA of Hyphopichia burtonii NRRL Y-1933, 1209 nucleotides long. It is a transcript of the gene AAT22, whose product is annotated as Aat22p. Gene Ontology annotation, cellular component: cytosol. The coding region runs from base 1 to 1209 and encodes 402 amino acids. Lineage: Eukaryota; Fungi; Ascomycota; Pichiomycetes; Serinales; Debaryomycetaceae. Gene Ontology annotation, molecular function: pyridoxal phosphate binding; L-aspartate:2-oxoglutarate transaminase activity. Gene Ontology annotation, biological process: L-aspartate biosynthetic process. The transcript has a single exon. The record is from RefSeq and is a predicted model, not a curated record.
AUGACGCUUACUUCUGCAUUCACAGAGGUACCUUACUCGGCCCCCGAACCGCUUGUCAAGGUUUUAAAUAAAUGUGCCAAAGACCAGAACCCAAACAAGAUUGAUGUAACCAUUGGGGUAUACAUGACAGAAGACGGAGAUUCGUCCUAUGUUUUCCCAAGUGUGAAGCAAGCCAAACAAGAGCUAUUGGUAAAGGAUCCAGGUCACUGCUAUACUAAGAUGUCGGGUGUUCCUGAGUUUAUCAGAGGAAGCCAAAAUUUGAUUUUUGGCGAGUAUGCCAAAGAUGGCAGGGUUGCAUCUAUUCAGACUAUAUCAGGAACUGGAUCAUUGCAUAUUGCUUUCCAGUUUUUGAGGAGCAUUGGCUACAAUAGAUAUUAUUUAGGUAAUCCGAGCUGGGUAAAUUAUUACCCAAUGAUUGAAUCUAUUGGAGGAGAAAUCAAGGAGUAUCAAUAUUACGAUAAUCUGACUCAUGAAGUUGAUUUCGAGUCUUUGGAAAAAGCUAUUCGUGAAGCCGAGCCCCAGUCUGCAUUUUUAAUCCAAUUAUGUGGACAUAAUCCAACUGGAGUUGAUUAUUCAAAAGAUCAAUGGAGGCAAAUUAGCAAAUUGGUUAAAAACAGAGAAAUCUUACUAGUUAUUGACUCUGCCUAUCUUGGUUUUGCCAGUGGCUCAAUAUAUGAAGAUUCUUGGGCUAUUAGGUAUUUGUAUGAACAGAACCAUGAAUUUUUGGUGUGUCAAUCAUAUUCUAAAAAUAUGGGGUUAUACUCAGAAAGAAGUGGAGUUAUACAUGUUGUACUGCAAGAUACCAGAUUAAGAGAUAAUGUAGAAAGCAGACUAGUUGCAAUUUUUAGAAAUGAAUGCUCUUUUGCCCCGGCAUAUGGGGCAAGAAUUGGAGCCAAGUUAUUGAACGAUGAUUAUUUGAAUAAAAUAUGGGGGAAAGAUGUUUAUAGUGUUUAUGAAAGAGUGACCAAUAUCAAAAGACAAAUAUUUAACAAGCUAACUGACUUGGAAACUCCUGGAAAUUGGGAAUUUGUUACCAAGGCCAAAGGAUUAUUUUGGUUUUCAGGUUUGGAUAAAAAUCAAGUUAAUAGGAUGAUGAAUGAAUAUAGUAUUUAUAUGAGUGAAAAUGGGAGGGUCAAUAUUGCCGGUAUAAAUUCAUCGAAUAUUGAUUAUUUCUGUUAUGCAAUUAAUAAAGUUGUAUCACAAUCAUAA